AUCGUUAAUAACAGAGGGGCUUUUUUCCCUCCUGGUUGCCGUGGUGCUUCGCUGAGCCUCACAGCUGAUCAAAGUGAUCGGAUGCGCGCAGAGGCAUGCAGGAGAGGCAUGCAGGAGAGGCAUGCAAGCGGACCGCUCAGGUCACAUUUAUUUCACAUCUCUAAUUUGUCUAUUUCUGGAAUCCGUACCUUAUAUAACAGAACUAUAGCAUGUAUGUCAGCAGCUCACCCUAGGCAUUGCAGUGGACUGGACUGGACUUGUUAGUCACCCGGCCACACACACUCUCUCGCACACACACGCACGCGUUGCACACAUACACGGACUAGUGCGCAGACACACACACACACACACACAGGGCUCACUCGCACUGCCUUUCAUUUGCUUUCUCACACUCGCCGUGGCCAGCGCAGAGAUGUCAUGCUGCUGCCAUCGAUGCAGCCGUCGCUGUCGUAGGGGCGAUGCAAUUCUGCAGAGAGUACUUCUGCCAGCCGUGUAGCGCCGCUCUCAAGUCGCCCGAGGAGGACAUGGAAUACGGGAUGGGGAGCUGCAUCGGAGUCGCGCGCAGCCAGGCUGAAGUUCACACAGAAGGACCUGCAGCGGAGACGAGGGACAGCAGCAGGGCUGAAAACGGAGCCGUCCACACCUCGCUGCCCACUGCCGCCCAAGGAGAGGACGCACCGCCGCUGCCACCACGGGGCAGCCCGUCGCCACGGCCAACACGCCCUGCCGAGGACGAGGACCGCUGGGGCCAGCGGGCGGAGGAGAGGGAGGAGUUUGAGUUUCCGCAUGACCUGCUCCCCAGCACCGACCUCAGCACCGAGCUCGACCUCUGGGGCACAUCUCUGGGGAAUGAACAGGCAAGCUCAGGUGGAAUGAAGAGUGAGACAGUGACACUGUCUGGCCCAGCAAACCCUCUCUUGGCUGGGCUGAAGCACUACGUGGAUGUGAGCCCACCGGUCCUGGGCAUUGUGAAGAGCAGCCCACGGAGUGACCCAGUUCUCAGCGGCAGCCCCUCGUCCCCGACUGGCUCUCCCUCUCGGCUUGCGGAGGAACAGCAGCCCACCCCGCCCCUGUCCUCAUCCGAGCAAAUUAACUUGGAGCUCCAAGCCGCCUUCCAGGAAUGCGAGCAGCAAAUGGCCGCGCUCGGAAUGUCCUGCCAAGCAACAGACACAGCAGGGCCCGGCCUAGCCGCUGGCAGGUAUCCGCCGCCCGAGGCCGCGAUUAAAAAGGAAGGGAAAAGAAAGAGAAGGAAGAAGAAAGGUGUGAGUCAGAGGGUGGCAGCAGCCCAGCCGGGGCGUGAGACAGAUCUCCAAGGCAACAGUGGAACUCAGUCAAGCAGCGAGGCUACUGGGCAGGAGGAGCCGGUCAAUUUCAGUUUCAAAAGCUACAUUUUGGGCUACGAUAAUAGCAGUGGACAGGACAAAGAGCCUAAAGAUUCAAAGGUGAGUGGAGCCACACUAAAACAAGGGGCAGCCUGUCUGACCAGGACUGAGAUAGGAUCAGAGGCUGAAACAAACACAGUAUUGAAACAGGAACAAACCGAUAUUUGUUUACAGCCAGAGACUGAAGAAAAGGCCUGUAGCAACACAUCUGAGGGAAUGCAAACUCACCAUUCAAAACUACCUGCAAAAACAGAUGGCCCUCUGGCAAUAGUAAAGGAAAAAGAUGAGCCUGUGCAGAGAAGUGUAGGCAGUGAAGCCAGUACAAGCUUUCCCCCAGACUUUGCUCCAGUAGAAGACAGCGUUCCAUGCAACACAGAGCCUAAGAGAGAAGCAGAUUCAGUUAAGGGCUCGGAGACAGACAACACGGCAGCUGUGGGUGAGCUGUCACAGGUUGAGUCAAAGCAGCUCUCGGAAGCAGCCCUCUUCCCAGAGACAGCCUCCUUCACAGCCCCAGUCCCGCGUUCGGACACGCGUGUCGAUGAGCAGACACACUCACAGGCCGAGACGCAGACACAGCAUGCUCUGGCACAGACACACAACACCGAGACAAAAGACAACAAAUUGCCCGGGGCCAUCGCGCAGUCCCCUGGGGAGUUGGGGUCAGAUUUACAAGAACAGCUGAGGCCCCAGAGGGAGGAGGGAGACAUCUGCCCCCCAUCCCCAACCUCCACGUCCACCCAAGCUCAUAUUACCCUCCCUGAGAGUUCACCUGCCCUCUCAUUGGCCUCCGCUCCUGCACUGAGCCGACCAGCUGACCACAGCCAGACAGAUGGGUCUCACACAGACACAUCAGAGCCGGAAACCCCACCCUGCUGCGACCAGUCAAUAGCUGGGGUGGGUAGUGACCAUAACGCGGCGAGGACAUCUGCCUCCGAGACCGUGCCGAUUGAUUCAAGCUGCCCCGGAGCUGCCGAUGAACAUAGGGCUCUUGAGGGAUCACAGCCAUUGACAUGUACGACACAUCAGAGCAGCAGCACACUUCCUGGAAAGUCGGAAGAUGAGUCAAACAAAGAAAGAUUAGACAGUCAGUGUCAGGUUGAAACACAGCAACAAGACCAAAGUAAAGCAUUUGCGGUUAACCAGGAGAGAGCAGCACCCCACAACCAAGAGAAAACACUCACAAAGGAUGACACACAUUUAACUCACCCACAGGAAGCACUCAGUGAUAACCAGGCGGACAGCAGUUCUAUUAGCCCACCUGCCCAGCUGAAAAUAGAGCAGGAGGAGAAAGAAACUCUGAAUAAAGAGCAAAUGCCCUCUCUGGACCAGCAAACCUUCCUCCCGGUCCAGUCCGCUGUGGGAAAUGAGGAGGAGGAGGAGGAGAGCGCCCUUGAAGAGGCUUCUGUGCAGGCUGCUGCUGAUUCCACCGCGUUGCCACUGACAACACCCACGAUGCCAGAAAUGAUAGAAAGCGAGGGAGGGCGAGAGAAAGCGAGCGAGGCGGACGCAACACUAAAAACAGUGUCGGAUACGGAGACAGCGGUCGGAGCGUUGUGUCGUAGUGAGUCGCGCGAGCCUCUGAUCCUGACAGGCGAGCAGGAUGAGAGUGAAAGCCUCCCUCUCAAGGAGCCCGAGCCCUCGUUAAUCUACACUCAGAUUAAUUGCUCACCUGCAUUGAAAGCGGAAGAGAAGGAAACUGCACUUAACAGUGUCUGCAGCAGCAGCAGCAGCAGUAAUAGCAGUAGCAAUAGAGGCAGUCAACUGCCAGACAACUCAGUGGAGAGUGAGGGAAAGGGAGGGGGACAGCCAACAAACAGCUCCCUAGGGACCGACGCGCUCUCACCAGCUGAGGAAGGAGAGACAAAAUCACUCCCGACGGAAAACCAGAUACUGACCAGCACCAGCACUGACCCUCCAGGGCUUCAGAGAGGACUCACCAGCCAGGACGAUAGCGCAGGAAGAUUGGAGAGAGUGGGAGAGAGGGACAGAGAGAGACUGACAGAAAAGCAGCAGGAGGAGGAGGAGGAGAAGGAGAGGGGGGAGCAGGGAGGAGGAGCGCAGACUUCACUCAGACAGCCAGCAGUGAGUCCGGCCAGUGGGGUGUCACUGACGACGACAGCGGCAGACACAGAGACGUGUCCGCUCCGCGACGCUGCCACAGAGCCACAGGCGGAAUCGCCGCACCACCAACACCAGAGCAGCGGUGAGCUCAUCGCUCUCAUCUCUGCCGAACGGGGCUCUCUCCCUCCUCCUCUGGCUGGUGGCGCAGGCAGCUUGGACUCGUCCAAUCACUCUCCGCCUCCCCCAGCUCAAACAAACUCUGCCGAUUUGCAGAAAAAAGAAGCAGAAGGGGAGAGAGAGGCUGAGUUGAAUCGGUGGCUGAGCACAACAGCAGAAAAGGAGGGGCCAUUCAGUGCCUCUUUGCCACCCAGAGAGGAGGCUGGAAUACAGAGGGCUUCUUCAGUCGGUGCCAGCCAGCAACAGGUAGAUCAGCCUUGCGACUCGCCGCAGCUACUGGACACCGGGGGCCCGCAACCCCCCGAGAGCACGACGUCGAUAGCGCGGCAGCCUGGCAAGCCUCAGGCCAGCAUGUGGGAGGCUAUUGGCAGCUACAGCAGCGCAGGGAGCAUCUUGAAGGCGAAAGACGGGAGAAGCUCGCCGGCCAUGCCCACCGUUACAAGCGUCACGCCGGUGGUCUGCGCCUCCUUGCCCCCGCUGAUGGUGCACGAGAGCCUGCGCCACCCGGUGACGGAGACCACCUUUGGCCUCCAGGAGUACUUGGGGGCGCCGAAGCCCGAGGUGCCCCCUCAAACACGGCUGCAAACUGCAAGCGAGAGUCCCACGGAGCUAAAGAAGCCCCAGCAUGAGAGCAGUGCAGAAAAAGAGCCUGGAGCAACAGAGAAAGAGAAGCAGCCUGGAGGUGAAACAGCGAGUGCUAGUCUCGCGGAACCCAGCCAGGGGCCAGACAAGCGGGCAGCAGAGUCAGCUUCCUCUGCUGAAAAGACAGGAGAGGCACCGGACGCAGCUCUGCCUGCUUCUCGGGAGAAAGGAAGUCAGGAAGUGUGCGUCGAUGUUUCACUCAAAGCUGAAAGUCAAAGUGCUGACUCUUCCAAGGAUGGUGCUGAUGGGGGUCAAAGGUCAGAGGCUAUAGGGGUCACAGGUGUUAUGGCAGCUAACCGCAUGGCUGGUUCAGAAUACAGCAAGAGCCAAGGGGAUAUCACAUGCCAGGAAAGAGAAGAACGCAAACAUGAAGGUGAUUCUGAAUGUCUGAAGACUAGCAAUGAGCAGAAAGAGGAAAGUAAAAAAGCAGCUGAUGUCGUUGGGUUGAUAAAUAAUCAUGUUGAAAGAGAACUCAGCAAAAAUGCAGAAAACUCUGAUUGCUUAGUAAAUGAUGGUGUGAUUAAAGAAAUCCCUGAAGAAAGAAAGCAUGCUGAUGACUCAGAAAGAAUGAAUGGGCAAAAUGAAGAGAGCCGGCAAAAAGCGGAUAAUGAGAAUUUGAUUAAGGGUGAAAUGGUAGAAAAUGAUGUUGAAUCUAUAUAUGCUGAUGCUGAAAGCCUGGUGGAGCUUCAAAAGAAAAGUAGUAAACAUGAGAGUGAAGUUGGAAAUUUGGCCUCAGAGUCAUCAACAAUGGCGCCAGCGGAAACAGCCCCAGCUGAAUCAGAGUCUGUUAAGUGUGAUUUACAGCCUGUCGUCUCCGCUGCUGUUGAUCCCAGCACGGACAGCGCUGCCACAGAUGAUGCUCUCAGAGUUCCACCUGACGCUCCCCUGGUUCUGCGACCCUCCGUGGAGGUGACACCUGACAAACCACCUGUGACCUCAGGCAAAUUAGAGACGCCGGUCAUUACCGCUGAUGAGACUGAUUCAAUAAAGCCGCACAGCGCGGUCAGCCUACCUAUGCAAAAAUUGGACCCUCUGCCCCCAACUGGCCCGAGCCCGGAGGCUGCCGUGCCAACCAUUGUUCUGAAGCCUCUGGGCCCCAUGCUGAGUCACUGGGAGCUUGUAAACGAGUGCGAUAUCACCAGUGCCAGGGAGGAGAAGGAGGAGGAGGGGAGUGGAGGACAACUUCCCAGCACCACCAGCGCAUCUAAUGGCCCAUCACGUACCGAGGAGAGGCAGGAUGUAGCUCCGAUGACGCACGCCAUUAUAAGUGAGGAUGCAGCCAACAGGAGUGCCAGGGAUUAUGACUCGGAACAAGGACAGGGGGAAACGGAGAGAAUCGCUGCUGACGCUCCUUUUGCACCUGUGAAUACUGUAUCAGAGGAUAGGAAUUCUCGCUCUGGAGCGCACGUCUUCUCCAGCAGCAGCGCUAACGCUGAGGAGAUAAGACCGUGUGACAGUUUGUCAGGGGGCGGUGGUGCAAAGUCCGUCUGUGAUACAGGAAGUCCGCGGUCAGAAGCCACCAGUGAGAGUGUGUCACUCCCUAAUAACAGUCAAACUGAAGACUCAGUCACUGCAGUCAUUUUGCCUAUACUCCCUAGCAACAGUCAGGCUGAAGACUCAAUGACUGCAUCCACUGGGAGCAUACCACCGGUCAGUGGCCCAGACGCAAAACCUGACAGGACAGAGGAACCACUCGAAGACGAGCAGGCCUCUGCAGCAAAAGUAAGCAUUUCUGAGAACUUGUGCGAUGACAAAGCAUUUAACACCCCUUCAUCUGUUUCAACAGACAGCGCAGACACAAAGAGCCACGUAAAAGAGCCCGUUAUGGUGAAUGUUCCGGACCAUGCUGACCAGUCCCUCAAGCGUGACCUCAUCAGUAGUGGUCAUAGCAUCAGCACUGAGCAACCAGCCAGUAUGCCCUCCAGCAUAAACAAAGAAAUAAUACAGCAAGGGAGGGGGGAACUGGAGGAAAACCUGCAAACCUGUAUAGGAGCAGCAAACACAAACAGGCUUGAGGCAGAGAGUGUUCAGGGAGUUCAGUCUGAAUACAAGCAGGAGGAGGGUGAGAAUAAACAAACAUGGAGCGUGUUGAACGAAACCGAGGGAAAACAGACCAACUCAGCUGAGCACCUGGGAGACGCUCAGGAGAAAACGAACAUGUUGGAGAAGCAGCGAGAGACUGAUUCCAAGCAAGGAGAGGGUAGAGUCGAAACACAAACAGAGAAACGGGGGGGAAUGCUCGAAAGCGUUGAGAAUGACGGAAAAGUAAACACAGAAGAGAAACGGCGAGACUUGCUGACUCCUGACAAAAGCGAGGAAAACAAACAACCGUCUGACACCGGCUCUGCGCAGGCAGACUCGGGCUCGGCCAAACGGGCGGUCAGCCGAAGCGAGGUCCUAAAAGAGUCCACUCAUCCGUCCUCAGAUCAGAGCUUCUCCUCCUCAGAGUCACCCGCUGAGAUUCGCUCGGACAAAGCCCCGAGCGAGGCCGACUCGGCACGUGUCCCACAGAUCGACGCUCAGCCCCAAGAUCAACAGGAGGAGAAGCAGCAGCAACAGCAGCAUGAUCAACAGAAGCAGCCAGAGCCUGAGAGUAGCAUCACAGAGGGGGUGUCAGAGCAGUGUGGAAGUGUGUGUCCGGCGCUGGAUGACCAUCGCGCCUCGCCGCAGCAGGCCGAAGAACCAGCCGAGGCUGGGGGCACCGGGGGUAGCCAGACACCUUUGGAGGAACAGCUGGAGCAGGUUGAGCCCAGCCCAGGAGGAGAGAGAGAGGAGCGCGGAGUUGGUGGAGGAGUAGGAAUGCCCCCGACUCUGGAUCUCCCCGUGUCCGAACCCACAGUUAGUGGGGAUCUCUCAUCUCACGUGGACGAGAAGGGCUCCAGUGACGUCACAGCGGAAGAGAGGGAGGAAGGUCAGAAGUCAAAGGUCACGACAACAGUUAAUGAGGGUGAGGAGGUCAAGCCGGAGAGGCAAGAGAACACUGCUGCCUCUGUGUCACUAGGAGGUGACUGUGAACCGGCAGCGUGUGCUGCAUCAUCGCAGGCCGGCGAGACAGAGCAUGAGGAGACACACAUACUUUACCCGAAUAAGGCCACCGAGGAGCCUGUGACAGACACCAGCUCUCUUCCCGUUAGAGGCAGCCCCUCUCAAAGAGAGUCACAGCUUCAAACGGACGAGCAACAGCUAUUCAUUCAAGUCACCCAAAGCAACAGCAACAGUCACAUCAGUCAGGCUUCUGGCACAACACAAGAGGCCUCUGUUCCCAUAACCUUUGAACCCGAGGAGCGGGAAACGGCUCCCAUUCGACCUCCCACUGACCCUCCCUCUGUUUCCCCCAGUGAGGCUCCCCAGCACCCAGUCUUGGACGGCAAAGGCGAGAGUGUUCUCCCUGGCGGUACUGACACAAACGCAGAGAGCUCCUUUAAAGGGGAGUCCGCUGCAGAGCCACAGGCCUGUCGUACUGAGCCUGCAGUAGCAUCUGCAGCUCCCACGCAGCAGAACCAAAGUGUUACGGCAAAACUGGAGCAGCGGGGGGUGGAGGACACAUCAACCCCUCCACCCCCGACCGAGAAAGCAGACGCGGGGGAGCUGGUGCAAAACAUAGCUGCUGGCUCCACACAGACGCUCCCCGAAGCACAGAGCCACAGGCCGAGCCCAGACAUCAAACAGCAGGCCAGAGCCAGUGAGGCCGAGGCGGCUCCGAAUAGCGAGAGCAGGAAGGAAGAGAUGGGGCAGAGGGAGGAGGAGGAAGGCGAUAAGACGGACGAAAACAGGAAGCUCGUAAAAUCAACCGAGGAUGCCUUCACUGGCGUCUCAGUGUUGUCCAGUGAGAAAGACGAUCUCCCACAGGAUGGCAGAGGGGGAGAGCCCUCUGUGUGUCAUGUUGUCCAGAAGGUGGAGGAGAGCGCAGUACUGUCUACCAAACCAGAGAACACUGUCUCAUGCCAAACAGUCACAGGUGAUGGUCAAGAGGAGAAGGGGCUGGUCACAGACGCCUCUCCUGCUCCAAAAGCCGUCCCAGAGUUCCCAGACACCAUUCCAGUCACGAGUCAAUCUGUUUCCUUGGCAACUGAUACCCCAGACAGCUCUGCCACUACAGUCGGUUAUGACUCCAAGUCUGACCUGAAUCUGAGACCCUCAAAAUCUUUUAUUGAAAUGCUACGUGAAGGUGCUUUGGCCACAGAGCCCCAAGACCCGAGGUCAAACUCCACUGAUAACAAAUCCGAAACCUCAAAUGACGAUCUGACCUCUGCCCCUAUCACCAGAGGUGUGAAUGUAAACAGAGGUAGUGAUAGCAAAGAUGCCUCGGCUCCGGCCCCAGUCUCAGGUCCAGAGCCAAGGCCAGGGUCAGCAGGGUCAGCAGCCCCUGGGCCAGAGAGCCAGGCUGAGGAGACGCGCAGUGGCACAGACUGGCUGAGGGCGCUCAAAGACGCCGCAGCACAGCAGGCACACGCUGACCAGCACCACACAGCAGCAGGCUACUCUGAGAAAAGCACUGGAAGCAGACCGAUUCCGUCCCUGGACUCUCCUCAAGGUGAAGAGUUCCGCACCCCCACUGAAGAGAUCGCUCCUCCUGUGGUAGAGCCCGCAGAGGAAGCCCACUUGGAUUCCAGGUCCUCCUCACCCCCUCUUGUUGAGAGGAACGACUCCGUCCCUCCCUCCCCGAAACCCCCGGCGGACCACCACGCCUUCCCUCCUGCCCUGCCCGCUCAUCUCUUCCGGGACGCCGCCGAGUUCCCCACACCUCCUCCCACCCCUCGGACAGGAACCCCCCAGCCUCGGCCUCGGAGCCCGUCUCCCCCCCUCCUGCAUCUCCUCCAUCUCCUCCUCCUGCUGUUGUCCCUAGCCCCCUGCGCCCCACCACCACCACCACCACCUCCUCCAUCGCCUCCUCCACCACUUUCACCACCUCCACCUCCAGCCCAGGACACAGAGGAGUGGCCGCCCAUCCCCUCUUUUGUCAGCGUACCUUUCCAAAUGAAAGAGGGAGUGGAACAAAGGCAGCCUUACAUCAUGCUGCUCCCCAGAGGCACAGCACAGCAGAGCCACCACCACCAAGCGGAGGAGCGCCAGAGAGGAGAGCAGGGGAGACCUGAGCAGGGCGAGGAGGAGGAGGAAGGUAGAGGUGGAGGGGGCGAGGGAUCAAGUGUGGGGGGGCAGCCGACCUGCCGGAGGAUGGGCGCCGUGGAGUCUGCGGAGCAAGGACAGGCCACCUGUUCCAAACAGGAGCACACGGAGACUAUUAUGUAUAUGUCCAAAGAGCUGAUUCUGAGGACACCGUCUUCUCACACCUUUUGGGCACGCUGGGGAUGGGAUACGCUGCUGGGGGGAGCCGCCGGACCCGGAGGGGCAGGAGGGGAUGGAGACGACCCCGCCAUGGGGCUCCUCCACCGCCUGUCCUGGGGCUCCCGCUACGACUACAUGAUCCAGGCGGAGCAGGGUCCAACCAGGCAGAGACACCACCCACCCAGGGCAACUCAGCCGCUCCGACUCCAUCGGCUUCGACGAGAACAAGCCCAUCGCCGCCAGCGGAGCCUACGACCUCGACCGCCUCCUAGCCAACGAGUUCCCGAGUCCGCUUUCCAGGCAGCGCCAUCCAGCCGGACCCCCCUGGCCCGCUCGCUCAGUCUCCAGGCGGGAGAGCUUGACCAGAGCCCAGGCCCCGAGGAUAAGUCCAAGUUCGGGUCGGAUAAGCUUCUGAACCAGCAGGCCGAGGCCUUCAGUGUGGGCACAGAGAGUGCUCCUGGGACUCUCCGCCGAGCCAAGAAAACCCGACCGGGCUCCCUGAAGAAGAAGCCCCUGUCCAGGCAGAACUCCAACCCGGAGAGCACCUCGCCGAAGUCCGUUUCCUCCAGCAGCACCCCGGAGGGGAAGAAGAAGGCCAAGCCCAGAGCGGAGAGCCCCCUGCAGGCUGCUGAGGAGCAGUGCGGCUCCUCGGCCACCCCGAGCCCCGGGGGAACUCUCCGGAGGAACCGGGUGAAACCACGAGUGGACAGUCCUCCGCCUCUGGUAGAGGAGACCACCCCUCCCAGCCCUGCUCCUGUCCCUGUCCCUGCUGCUGCUGCCCCCCCAGCCACCCUCUGCCCAGAGGAGACCCCUCUGCCCACCCCAAAGUCCACUCCCGUCCCGGACGAAGAUUCCCCCAUCCCACCCCCGGCAUCCUACAAAUGGGACCCGGACAACUUUGAGGACAUCGACCCAUUCAGUACCGGCGGCAGCAAGAUCGCCAACUCGCCUGAGCUCGCCAGGAAGACCUUCAGCUCGGGAGUCGACCCGGCUGAGAAGCCCGUACCCGCUGCCACUGCGGCCACUGCAGCUCUGGUUGUCCCAGACGAGGAGACCCCGAUCUUCGUCCCAGCGGUCAGUGCUGUGAGCGCGGAGGAGCAGCCGCUGAACAAGCGCCAGCCCGUCAGGCUGGAGUUCGACUACUCGGAGGAGAGCGGAGAGACUCCUCCUAGUGCUGCGCCGCCGCCCAAGAAGCUGGGGAAGAAGCCCGGCGCCAAGAUGCCCCUCCGCAAGCCCAAAUUCGGCCUGAAGAAGGCCGCCCCGCCGCCACGGCUGGAACCGCUGGACAACGCACCUGCCGCGCCUACGGCCAACAACGAGGAUGACAUUCCCAUCCCCAAGGGGAGCUACAACUUCGACCCCAACAAGUGGGACGACCCCAACUUCAACCCAUUCUCAUCGACGCAAAGCGUUAUCCCCAACUCCCCACGCCUUUCCCAGGGCGGCUACAGUUUCGAUCAGGACGCCAUUGACUCCAUCGACCCCUUCAAGUCCUCCAACAAGAUGACCAGCUCGCCACCCAAGCCCUCUACGUUUGACGUGUCAGCUAAUGACAAUGAAAAUGACAAUGACAAUGUCGGAGAGCUGGAGGAUCAAAACCAGAACAAACUAGCAAAGAAGAAGAAACCAAUCAAGUCCAACACUUUCAGGGUGAAGAGGUCACCAAAGAGGUCCCCAAUUACUGACCCAGCCACCCAGGAUCCUCUGGAUCUGGACUCGCCUGACCCCCCUCCUGCCCCCACACAGGACCAUGCCACUGACGAGGAGAAGCUGGCCUCCACCAACCAGAAGUGGACCGCUCGCCACGACGUGGAGGCAGAGCUCACCUCCGACGUCCAGGACUAUCCGCAGCCCUCCGACCUGACGGCGUUCGUCAACGAGAACAAUGCGACAGACUAUGAGAUUGAAUACAUGGAGAAGAUUGGCACUGGCACGCCUCCUCCGUCCUCAAAGAAGCCGUCUCUGUACCUAAAGCUGGACUCUGUGACCGACAGCGCAAGCAAGAGUUCUGACAUGCAAGGGUCAGAACCAAGCUCCCCCUGCACAGGGAGCUUUGAGGAGAUGGAGGCCCAGAUCACGGCCAGCUCCAAGUCACCGGUGCUGUCUACGUCCCGCACGGCCCCUGAAGGCUCUGCCUCAGAGAAGAGCAGGAAGAGAGAGAGCGAGUCCCACACACACGCCACAGAGCGCGACGGAGCGCAGCCCCCCACGCAGGUCGCUGCCGACCCCUCCACCCUCCCCCUCUUAGACAGGCUGGCUGAUUCAGGCGAGCAGCUCAGCUAUAUGGAGCCUGACCUGGCUGAGACCAACCCCACCGCCUUCGCCCAAAAACUCCAGGAGGAGCUGGUUCUUGCUGCCUUGAGGAUGGAGGCUCUGCAGGUAGCCAAAAGCAUCUCUCAGAGCCCCUCCCUAGCCAAUGUAUCCCCCAAACAGUCUCGUCUCAAGAAGCCCAGCACUCGGAGGUGGAAUCGCAACGGUUCACCCGCGGCAAAAAGGGAGGUGUCGUCGCCUGCGGAGAACAUGGUCUCCAAGACCUCCCUGUACUCGCGGCCUGGAUACAGCGAGGGAGAGAGCCCCUAUCUACCCCGGGAACUGGAUCACUCCCUGGGCAUCGCCCGAGAGGAGAUUGUGGGCAAAGAGAAGGAGGUGCAGGAGUGGAAGAGGAAAUACGAGGAGAGUCGACAGGAAGUGGUGGAAAUGAGGCGGAUUGUGGCCGAGUAUGAGAAGACCAUUGCACAGAUGAUCGGCAUGCCUGAGGAUGAUCAGAGGGACAAGUCGCUGUCACAUCACACCAUCCAGCAGCUGAUCGUGGAGAAAGACCAGGCUCUGGCUGACCUCAACUCUGUGGAGAAGUCACUAGCCGACCUCUUCCGGCGCUACGAGAAGAUGAAGGACGUGCUGGAAGGCUUCCGGAAGAAUGAGGACGUUUUGAAGAAGUGUGCUCAGGAGUAUUUGUCACGAGUCAGGAAAGAGGAGCAGAGAUAUCAGGCCCUGAAAAUCCACGCAGAGGAAAAGCUUGACAAGGCCAAUACGGACAUCGCCCAGGUGCGGUCGAAGGCCAAACAGGAGCAGGCGGCCUACCAGGCCAGUCUCAGAAAGGAGCAGAUGAAGGUGGACUCACUGGAGCGCACACUGGAACAGAAGAACAAAGAAAUCGAGGAGCUCACAAAGAUCUGUGAUGAGCUGAUCGCCAAGAUGGGGAAGAGCUAGCCAGGGUGAUGGGAGCUAAUGCCUCUGCCUCCUCCUGCCACACACCGUCCAGGACCAUCUCAGAAACCACAGAGGCAGAAGAGCCCCACGUCCCGUGCUGUUUCCUUCACACUGUUGGCAAACAGACUCGAGUCCUUUUGAUUUCUGAUUUUACACUACUGACUUUGCUCAUGUAGCCUGGCAACAGCGCACCCACUUGGAAUGGGAGGACUUCUCUGAGAGUGGGAGUCCAGUAUAUCCUACUGUAAUUAAUCUGUACAUUUUGAUGUUUCCAUGUGUACCAAGGGGUGACUUGGUGCAUGGGGGGGGGGCUUGUGCUGUAUCAGGGGUCUUGUGAAAGCUUUUAGAAAUGUACUCCCCAUCAGUAGAAAUGUUGAAUGAGAGUUUGCCCGUCUGUGUGUGAGUGAGUGGUGGACAAGAGAGAAGGCAUGAUAGAGAGAGAGUGUGUGCGAACGAGCCUGAGAGAAUGAUGUAGUGAUGAGGUUGCUCGCCAACCGUGUCGCCAUGACGACCACUGAUGGAGCCGACUGUUAACCCCUCUAACUCCUGCAUUCCCUCCCUGUUGAGGAGGCUGCCUGAAACGCCGAGAAACAUACAGUAGUAGAUGUCGAGGAAACACGACGACACCCAUGUAGACUGCUAAUCAGCGCUUCAUUCAGUGAUCAUGAAAAGAGCCACUUGCCACCAUAAGAGAGAUCAUUACUUGCAUGUGAUAGAACGAGUAUCCACACAAUACCCACGUCCCUCUUUGUACAUAUUGUAUUAGGCCUCCCAUUGAGUAGAGACAUUAUGAAACCCACCUGCUGGUUUUGAUACACUCUGUAAGUUUUAAACCGCCUCCUGUGUGUACCUUUGUAGAUACUAUGCAUUUACAUACUUCCUGGCUUCUUAGCAGAUACCGAUGUGAUUUUAUUUUUUCCAGGGGAUUUUAUUUUGAUAUUAAUUAACCUUAUUAUGGUUAUUGUCAAUGGUACUGAUUUUAAGAAGUGUAAUUUAAUUUGGAUUGACUUGUCUUAGUCCUGCUACGGUUGAUGUGUCACCUGGGGCUGGGGAACAGCCCUCAUCAGCUACUAUGGCACCUGCUUACAAAAAAAAAAACGUGCAAUAAAGGAUGGCAAUAAAAGA
Molecule: messenger RNA, 13883 nt
Organism: Alosa alosa (allis shad)
Lineage: Eukaryota; Metazoa; Chordata; Actinopteri; Clupeiformes; Clupeidae
Gene: tacc2
Product: transforming, acidic coiled-coil containing protein 2
Biological process (GO): mitotic spindle organization; cerebral cortex development; cell population proliferation
Cellular component (GO): cytoplasm
Source: RefSeq, a predicted model, not a curated record